This is a messenger RNA of Xyrauchen texanus (razorback sucker), 579 nucleotides long. RefSeq lists its product as uncharacterized. Lineage: Eukaryota; Metazoa; Chordata; Actinopteri; Cypriniformes; Catostomidae. The record is from RefSeq and is a predicted model, not a curated record. The transcript has 7 exons. Gene Ontology annotation, biological process: immune response. Bases 1 to 579 code for a protein of 192 amino acids. Gene Ontology annotation, cellular component: extracellular region. Gene Ontology annotation, molecular function: growth factor activity; interleukin-12 receptor binding.
AUGCUGUCCAGUGUCUCUAAUUAUUUGGCAGUCGCCGUGCUCUGCUGUGCGGUGUGGCAGCGUGGCAUCGCCGGUCCUGUCAAAGCGCGUGACUCACCGUUGCGCCUCACAGGAACAUGCAAUGUGCUCGCGCGCUCUUUGCUCUGGAACGUGUCAGAAGCGCUCGCGAUGGAUCAUCUUUUCAGCGGGUUUACCUGUUCCAAGCAAAACGCAGAAGUGCACCUCAGGGCGCAAACAGUGUCAGCGUGCAUACAACAGAACUCAGACUGUGCUCACACAACUGCCCUAAAUAUCGAUGAGAAUGAAUGUCUACUGAGAAUUUUAGAAGAUCUUCGCUACUAUCAGGAAACAUUUACAGCAUACUCUAACCCAGAGCUCACCAAAACGGUUGUUAGGAGCAUCGAUGACCUCAUGCAGGACUGUUUUUCUGUCUCUAAGGUGGACAACUCUCCGCUCAAGGUGUCCAUGGAUCAUCAAAAAUCUUUUCAAGAACGACUGCAGCUGUGCAAAGUCUUAAAAGGCUUCCACCUUCGAGCCAUAACAAUAAAUCGAGUUUUCAACUACAUUUUGUCAAAAUAA